AACCCAGGUACGUGUCAAUUUAUAUUCCAUAGGAGGCAGCAUCUCUCUUGAGAGAGUUGACCACCAAAAUUCAAGACGUAUGUGGCCUUGAGACAAGUUGCAAUUUUUUUAUCUCUUCAUCCAUUGGAUGCAGUGGCCCGUUUGACUCUAUUCCCCCUCUCAUAGGCAUCUUUAAUUUCUUUCACCAUUGCCUCUGCUCUCACACCUUUGGGUGAAAUUUAUAACAAAAUGGUGGUCACCAGCACCAGUGAAUUGCCAGGGGACUACGAUCGAGCAAGUGAAUUAAAGGCUUUCGAUGAGUCCAAAGCUGGUGUAAAGGGACUCGUUGAUGCCGGGGUCUCUCAAGUUCCCCGGAUAUUCAUUCAACCACUGGAGAAAUCGAGGGCCAAUGUAAACACCCAAUUCAAAUUUCCAGUCAUAGACCUCCAAGGCAUGGAUACGGAUCGAGUUCAGCGCAAACAGAUCGUAGACAAGGUCCGGGAGGCGUCAGAGACGUGGGGUUUCUUCAACGUGCUGAACCAUGGGAUCCCAGUUACCGUGCUGGAGGAGAUGAUGAAUGGGGUACGCAGGUUUUAUGAACAAGAUACUGAGCUGAAGCAGGAAUUUUACACCCGAGAUGUGUCGAGAAAGUUGGUGUAUAAUAGCAAUUUUGAUCUAUACACAGCUAAAGCAGCUAGUUGGAGGGACACCUUUUAUUGCCUUAUGGCUCCUCAUCCUCCCAACCCACAAGACUUACCAGCGGCGUGCAGGGAUAUAUUGAUGGAGUACAAGGAACAAGUUAUGAAAUUGGGGUUUAAAUUGUUGGAGUUAAUGUCAGAGGCUUUGGGGCUCAAUCCCAACCACCUAAAAGACAUGGAUUGUGCAGAGGGGCUUGCCAUGGUGUGUCACUACUAUCCAGCAUGCCCUCAGCCAGAAUUAACCUUGGGCACCGGCUUCCACACUGAUAACGACUUCCUUACUGUCCUACUACAAGACCAGAUUGGAGGCCUCCAAGUUCUUCAUCAGGAUCAGUGGGUUGAUGUCCCCCCAAUGCCUGGAGCUCUUGUAAUCAAUGUUGGAGAUCUUCUACAGCUCAUUACAAAUGACAGGUUUAAGAGUGUAGAACACAGAGUACUGGCAAACCAUACUGGGCCAAGAGUCUCAAUUGCAUGCUUCUUUAGCACAUCCGUCCAGCCAUCCUCAAAGCUUUAUGGACCUAUCAAGGAAUUGUUAUCUGAAGAGAACCCAGCAAGGUACAGGGAAACCACAGUGAGCGACUAUGUUGCCCACUUCCAAGAGAAAGGGCUUGAAGGGUCCACUGCUCUGCAGCUUUUCCGGCUCUAAAAAGAGUGACUACCAUACUACUGUCUCAAAUACUUAAUGGCUAAUAUCCUUGUAUAAAUGUGCUAUUGAAUAUCAUAUUUGCCCACAUAUUGAAACUUGCUAUGUUUUU
Messenger RNA from Vitis riparia (riverbank grape), 1432 nucleotides. Its product is annotated as 1-aminocyclopropane-1-carboxylate oxidase homolog 1-like. The transcript is spliced from 3 exons. Lineage: Eukaryota; Viridiplantae; Streptophyta; Magnoliopsida; Vitales; Vitaceae. The coding region runs from base 229 to 1323 and encodes 364 amino acids. The record is from RefSeq and is a predicted model, not a curated record.